This is a messenger RNA of Rhodotorula graminis WP1, 1487 nucleotides long. RefSeq lists its product as uncharacterized. Gene Ontology annotation, molecular function: ATP binding; protein serine/threonine kinase activity. The coding region runs from base 1 to 1440 and encodes 479 amino acids. The transcript has 4 exons. Gene Ontology annotation, cellular component: nucleus; cytosol; cytoplasm. Lineage: Eukaryota; Fungi; Basidiomycota; Microbotryomycetes; Sporidiobolales; Sporidiobolaceae. The record is from RefSeq and is a predicted model, not a curated record. Gene Ontology annotation, biological process: protein phosphorylation; negative regulation of glycogen biosynthetic process; intracellular signal transduction.
AUGCCCCACAUCCCGCUCCCGCCGCAGGUCUUGCGGGCCCUCGGCGAGGACUCGCGCGCCCCGACCGGCCUGGGCGUCGACGGCUUCAUGACGCCGCCCUCGGUCGCGGCGACGCCGUUCGACGGCGACCCGUUCUCGUCGAGCGCUCCUGCCGACGCCAGCCUCCCGCCCACGCCCGGCGUCGUCGAUGCUGCGCCGAGCGCGCCCGAGCCCGCUGCAGCCGGCACGAGCCCGUCGCCGCCGCAGCAGGACAACGGCGCCGUCUCGCUCGACUGGGCGCGACCGUCGGGCCCGGUCGACCCGCGCACCUACUCGGCCGUGACCGGCUUGCGCGACAUCGAGGCGUUCAUGUGCGAGGACGGCGAGGCGGGCAAGGGCGCGUACGGCAGCGUGAGGAGGGCUCGCGAGAAGGGCCCGGACGGAAAGCCCAUCGGCCCCGAGCUCGUCGUCAAGUACGUCAUCAAGCAGCGCAUCCUCGCCGACUGCUGGAAGAAGCACAAGAUCCUCGGGCCCAUCCCGAUCGAGGUGCACGUCCUCGACCACCUGCGGCGCGUGCCGUACGAGCCUCGACCUCGCCUCAACUACCUGUCGCGGCGCAGCGGCGGUGCAGGAGGAGCGCGCAAGGGCCCGCCCGGCGCGCACGUCCGCCGAGACUCGGCGCCGCAGCUUGACCUGUGGCACGGCGGCAAAGACGGCGCGCCGGUCCAGACGGGCCACCCGAACGUGUGUCCGCUCCUCGACUUUUGGGAGGACGCCCACUACUACUACCUCGUCAUGCCGUCUGCGACCGCCGAGCCGACACACGGUGCGCAACCUCGACACGGCCAGGACCUGUUCGAUUUCGUCGACGCGCACCCGGACGGCCUCGGGCCGGCGCCGCUGCAGCGCAUCCUCGCCCAGAUCGCCGACGCCGUGUGCUUCCUCCACGAGCACUCGAUCGUGCACCGCGACAUCAAGGACGAGAACGUCGUGCUCGACCCCGAGGGCAACGUCCGCCUCAUCGACUUUGGCAGCGCGGCGUACGUCAAGGAGGGCCGCAAAUUCGACACGUUCUCGGGCACGCUCGACUUUGCCGCCCCCGAGGUGCUCAAGGGCGCGAGGUACAGCGGCAAGGAGCAGGACAUCUGGGCCCUCGGCGUCCUCGGCUACGUCCUCAUCUGCGGCGAAUGCCCGUUCUGGUCGCCCGACGAGGCGAUGCAGGGCCUCGGGCCCGACACGAGGGCGCUCGCGGCCCUGCGCGCCAAGGCGCGCCUCGACGACGGCGCCGACGAGGCGGCGCCGCGCAUGAGCGACGCGGUCGAUCUCGUGCGGCGGUGCCUCGAGAUCGACGCGGCCGAGCGGCCGAGCGCCGACGCCGUGUGCGACCACGCGUUCUUUGUCGGACGGGCAGACGGGUGGAGCGGGUCGAGAGGGUGGGAGCGUCGAGACGAGGGCCUGUAGCUGCUUAUGGAGCCGAACACGUAUCGCAGACGGAUGUUGACACACUG